This is a messenger RNA of Prorocentrum cordatum, 2421 nucleotides long. NCBI's taxonomy places the organism in Eukaryota, Dinophyceae, Prorocentrales, Prorocentraceae. The record is from the annotation of a GenBank genome assembly.
GGGCGACGUCGGCUCACGGACGAGGUGAAUGAGAGCAUUUGGGCCCUCAACUGGCUCGUGGGUUCUUCCACCGCCAAUACCAAGUUUUCUUCUCUUGGACAGCGGGCCACCGUUGACCACCUGUACGAGGCCAUCAAUUCUUUUCGGCCGCCGCCUCAGGCGGUCUCAGACGAGGAAGCCACGCGUGCGCUUCUCGGCAGCAGAGUCCCUUAUGGCGGGGACGAUGAUUUGGCAGUGGUUCCCUACGACCGUGCCCUGGUGUCUAUCCACGGUGACGGGCGAGUUCCCGUGCCCCUUGCCGAGGUGUUGCCGCCGGGCGCCGCAAAGAUGAUCGUAGAUUUUGACACCCACCUGCUCAAGGACGACAACCAGUGGGGAGCGGAGGUGGAGCGUGGUCUCGAGCACAUCGGUUCUUACAUGGACCCGCGGCUCCGCUUCAGCCGCCGCAGUUAUCUCAACUUCAUCGGGGACCUGUUCAGAGGUGGGCUUCUCGCCUGGCGCGUCAACGCCCGCUUCCGAGAGCGCCCCCGCGUGCCGAUGGGUUCGGGAUCGUCCUGGGCCGACGUCGUGAUGGACACGGACACCGACAUGUAUCUCUCGCUUAGUGACGUGAAGGACUACUUUUACGCCUGCGGGCUGCCGCCGGGCCUCGAGAGCUUCUUUUGCCUCCCCGACAACACUGGGGAGGAGCUGAAGGUGGUCACCCAGGGAGGCCCCGCCUUUGGAUCCUUGUGGGGCCCCACGGCGGUCGCCCCCGCUAUGAAGGUGAUGCCGAUGGGGUGGACUCGGAGUUUCUUCUUCGCGCAAGUCUUGCACGCUCACCAGGUCCACCAGAUCAGGCCCUGGUCGCCCGGCGCGGUCAUGCAGGAUCGCGUCCCUCCGCCUCCUUUCAGGGCGGGGACCGAGCUGGCCCUGCCCUACUGCGACAACUUCGUUGCGGCUGCCUCGUCUCUCGCUCAGGCCGACGCUCUCCGAGAAGAUUGCAAGCGCCGGAUGACCUCGAUCGGUUUCGAGGUCCACGAGGAGGAGGCUGCCCGCCACUGGGCCGAGUCUUUGGGGUUCGCCAUCGACGGACUCACUGGGGAGCAUCGCCUCAGCCCUGUCAAGGAGCUCCGUGCUGCCGCUGCUCUGUUGCCCUUCGCACGGGCCAACAUGCGGCGGCCCUGGGCUUCUGAGGUGGAGGUGUUCGACGCCAGCCCUGCCGGCUGCGGGAUCAUGACGGCGGCCCUGCCCGAGGAGGUGGUCUCUGAGAUCGGGAAGGUCGAUGAGAGGAUCACCGCAGCCGCGAGCGAGGCCUGGCCCGCCUCAAGCUUCUUCGAGGCUCGGGCUUGGGGCCACCCGCGGCAGCUCGCGCGGGCGAUGAGCCGGCUGCUGCCGCCUACACAGGCCAAGCGGCCCCGCGGCGAGGCAUCUGCUGGUCUCCCACAGGGGCCCGCCGGCAGCCGCCCAGUCAAGGAGCCGCGGGUCUCACGGGUGCUGCAGGCGGGGGGCCGCGAGAUGCAGGAGGAGCUCGAGCUGAAGGGGAUCAUGGUGAGCCUCCUCGAGAUGAAGUCCGUUGGCAAGCAGUCGAUCCCCUACUAUCUCCAGAAGUUCAGGGAGUUCUUGGACUUCGUGGUCGACCACGGGUUCGACCUCCACAAGGGCGAGGACGUGGACGAGGCGCUGGUGCAGCUGAUGGACCUGUUGUACUUGGAUGGGUGGCAGGUCGACCAGGGCGAGGAGCUGCUCGCGGCGGUGAAGCUCGGCAUCCCGCGCUUCUCCAGAGCCGCUCCCGUGGCCUGCCGCUUCGGGCUGCCGCGCGCGUGGGUAGUCGCGAUCAUCGCGGCGAUGCUCUGGCGCGGGAGGCUGGAGAGCGCCCGCCGGGUGGUGGUGAUGCACGAUGCGUACCUGCGCACUGGCGAGGCGACGCGGCUCCGGGCCGAGGACUUCGCCCCACCGGUCGGAGACCAUCGCGGCCACGAGCGCGGCGCGCUCAUCCUCGGCUCCUCGAGCGCCGGGGUCCCCACCAAGACGGGCGUGCUGGACGACGCGGCCACCCUGUCGGACUGGGACUUUCCCACCAGCGAGGUACUGGAGCUUUUGAAGGCCCAGCGGGCCCCGCACGAGCCCCUGUUCGUCGCGAAGCCCGCUGCCUUCAGGAAGGACUUCGAUCAGGCGCGCCUCGACCUCGGGCUCGACAGGCGGAACCUCACGAGCUACCAGCUCCGCCACAGCGGCCCGAGCCGAGACGCCCUCCUCGGGCGACGCGCGCUUCCCGACAUCAUGAAGCGCGGCAGGUGGGCCACCCUCUCUUCAGUGAAAAGGUACGAGAGGCGCGGAGUGAUGCAGAAGGCGCUGGCCAGCAGCUCGAAGGAGCUGCUCGACUUCGCCGCGGCUGUCGAGUCCUCCAUCGUGGGAGCGCUCCUUGGACGGCCGUCCCAG